AUGUUUGUGACUCGCAAGAACUCACAGAAAGUGGUGGCGACAGCGGAUCUCGUGGAUGAACUUCACUGGCUUCGUACAACUCAGCGAUCAGCAAAUGUGACAACAAGUGGAAACAGUUGUGCUGAUCUACAUGCGCAAAUGGGUCACGCUCCACUCGACGUACUUCGCAAGAUGAUCACGACCAACGUGAUCAAGGAUAUUAUAGUUCCUCUUAAGUCGAAUGGAGCAACUGCAUGUCGAGGGUGCCAACAAGGGAAAAUGGUCCAAAAACCAUUCCCAAGCAAACGCGACAAGCGCAGCUACGAUACGUUUGAGCUACUUCAUCUGGACAUCUGCGGGCCCAUGGAAAACGAUUCGCUCGGUGCCAGCAGAUAUUUGCUACUGAUCGUAGACGAAGCCAGUGGAUGUAUGAAGGGCUUGUCUUUUCAAGUGAAGUCCGAGAGUGAAGACUACAUCCGUAAGUACAUCACUAUGGUACAAACGCAGUUCAGUAAGAAGGUCAAGUUUGUGCGACACGACGGAGCUUGCGAGCUCGCAACCAACUCAAUUCGUAUUUUCAUCGAAGACGAAGGCAUUGAACAGCAGACAACAGUUUCAUGUACACGUCAAACCGACGGAACAGCAGAGCGUGCCAUUAGGACUAUCGUCACGAUCGGCGGCAGCAUGCUUCAUCAUGCCAAUGUGGCAAAGUCACUACUUAAAUUUUGUACGAGGAUCGGUGACCACACCUUUAAAGCGCCGCUUACUGGUGGAAAAGGAGGCCAUGAGACUCGGCGAUCCAAUACGGAGGUGGAAGAUGAUCUUAACGGGAUCGGCGAACCGACCCAACUGUCGUUAGACUGA
Molecule: messenger RNA, 843 nt
Organism: Peronospora matthiolae
Lineage: Eukaryota; Oomycota; Peronosporomycetes; Peronosporales; Peronosporaceae
Source: the annotation of a GenBank genome assembly